This is a messenger RNA of Puntigrus tetrazona (Sumatra barb), 3611 nucleotides long. It is a transcript of the gene slc45a1, whose product is annotated as solute carrier family 45 member 1. Gene Ontology annotation, cellular component: membrane. The record is from RefSeq and is a predicted model, not a curated record. The coding region runs from base 707 to 3139 and encodes 810 amino acids. The transcript has 9 exons. Gene Ontology annotation, biological process: transmembrane transport. Gene Ontology annotation, molecular function: sucrose:proton symporter activity. NCBI's taxonomy places the organism in Eukaryota, Metazoa, Chordata, Actinopteri, Cypriniformes, Cyprinidae.
CAAUGCUAUAUCAUUCAAUAAGUUACAUUUUCACAAUAUGUUACAAGCAUUAAUAAAUAGCCAAGUAAUCAUAAAAUUAGCAUAAUUAUUGAUGAAAACUUUAGCAGUAACGUUAACAAAACGUUCAUUCAAAGUUAUGUGGACUUUAAUAAAAGUUAGAUAACGUAGCAGUUUUAGAUUGUUUAAAGAACAUUUAAAAUGAAAUGAAGUUAUCCAAACAAGAAAAAAAAAUUAAAAAUUACGUUUUGAAUCGUUUUCUUAUUUUUUUUUAUCUGGUUUGACAAAAGUGAUAAUGAUGAAUAAUCGAUACAGGAUGACAGCUUGAAGGCCCACACGGCUUUUAAAGUAUUUGAGACAGGUGUCAGUUUUCAGCUGAUGCUGAUGCUGCAGAUUGGCGCGGGAGGGGGCGAUGUCGUGACGUCACGCGAGACAGCCGAUGGACCGGAGGAGGAGAGAUGCGAGAACAGGGGAAGACCGGAGGAGCACGAUAAAAACCUGAGAAAUGACUGCGCCAGAAAGCACGAAAAAACAUCAAACGUUAAACAGAGGCGUCAACAUGAUGCGUCCUUCCGUCUGCUGUCUGCAAGCCAGUGAUGCAUGAAGAGCAUCCGGGAUAAAGGCGGACAUCCCUGAACAGCUGCCGCUGUCCCUGGAGCAGCAACAGACAGAGCUUUUUCUUGUCUUUUUCCUUUUUAGCGUGAGCAGAAUGUCAUCUCCUGGAAUGGGCACCCCGAGCGACCCCCUGCUGUCCAGUCCUGUAGGGGGAAAGUUCGGGACUGCCCAGGAAGGCACCUGGAGACCCACUCUGUCCAAAACAUCCAGUUUCCCAACGUCCACCACACGGCACCUGAGUCACAGAGCCAACAACUUUCAGAGGCACCCGAAGCGACGGAAACUGAUCCGGCCAUCUCCGCCGCCACCGCCAAACACGCCGUGUCCCCUGGAACAGCUCGACCUCAGCGAACUUCCUCCGAGACGCACCUUCCCCGAGCUUCUCUUCAACGGCUGUAUCUUGUUUGGGAUCGAGUUCAGCUACGCGAUGGAAACGGCAUACGUCACUCCUGUGUUACUUCAGAUGGGGUUGCCCGACCAGUUCUACAGUCUCGUGUGGUUCAUCAGUCCAAUUUUAGGAUUCCUACUUCAACCAAUUCUUGGGGCAUGGAGUGAUCGAUGUACGUCUCGCUUUGGUCGCAGAAGACCUUUUAUUUUUGCCCUGGCAAUAGGGGCUCUGCUGGGUCUGACGCUGGUGCUGAAUGGCCGGGACAUUGGAUCGGCUGUGGCUGACACCACCCUGGAUCACAAGUGGGGCAUCGUGCUGACGGUGUGCGGCGUGGUUCUGAUGGACUUCAGUGCUGACUCAGCGGACAACCCCAGUCAUGCGUACAUGAUGGAUGUGUGCAGCCCAGAGGAUCAGGACCGAGGCCUAAAUAUACACGCUCUUCUGGCAGGUCUUGGCGGUGGCUUCGGCUACAUUGUGGGUGGCAUCAACUGGGACAAAACUGAGUUCGGAAGGUCGAUGGGUGGCCAGCUCCGGGUCAUAUACCUGUUCACCAGCAUCACCCUCGCCGCCGCCACAGCCAUGACCCUCACCAGUAUCCCAGAGCGCCCUUUACCCCAGUCCCAGCCUCAAACCAGAAACACCCGCAACCUCAAGAGCCCCAAUCUUCCUUUGCCGCCCUCCCCGCCUCCCCCUCCCGGGGCCGCUGCGGACCAGGACGACGAGGAAGAUGACGAAGCCCGUUAUAACAGCCAGUUCUCUAACUGCCGCUACCAGGAUCCACUGGGUCGCUCGAGCAGUGCCAACGCACGUCUGUACGCAGGCCUCACCAGCCCCAUUUCCCCUCUGAGUCCCCUGACGCCUAAAUACGGCAGCUUCAUCAGUCGAGAUAACUCGCUCACGGGCAUUAAUGAGUUUGCUUCCUCUUUAGGCACCUCCUACAUAGACAGAGUGUUGAUUGAAUGCUACACUGGACAGCAGACUCCGUUAGAGCCUGAGGCGGUGGCUCCGCCUCUUCCUCCGGGGGACACGCCCCCUCCUCCUCAAAGUCAGACACCUGUCGCAAAUGAAGCAGCGCAGCAAUACAAACUCUCGCAGCCUAAUGGAGAGCUGCUUGCGACUGAAGCGCUGCAAGCUAAUGAGCAAAAGCAAACCAAUGAAGCAUCUGAGCAGCCUAACGAGGGCCAGCAGGCUGCGUCUGGGUCACAGCGAGGCAGUACCUCAGGGAUACUGAAGCGCCCCCAGAGUCUGGCCUUAAUGGAGGACCCGCUGAUUGUUCCGAGCGGUGCUUUGGACAAUGGUCGUAGACGCACUGUCACCUUCAGUCAGCAGGUGGCAAAUAUAUUGCUGAAUGGCAUGCGUUAUGACAGUGACCUCAGUGGCACCCAUGAAGCAGCAGACUCUCAGAUGUCAAUAAAACUGCUCUGUACCGCCAUCUACAGGAUGCCUCCAUGUUUACGAAGCCUGUGCACCAACCAUUUCCUGGGUUGGUUAUCAUUCGAGGGGAUGCUGCUCUUCUACACAGACUUUAUGGGGGAGGUUGUGUUUGGUGGCGACCCAAAGGCCCACCACGAUUCAGAGGAGUACAAGCUCUACAAUUCAGGCGUCACCAUGGGCUGCUGGGGGAUGUGCAUCUAUGCAUUUAGUGCUGCUUUUUAUUCAGCCAUUCUUGAGAAGCUGGAGGAGCGGUUCUCGCUGCGCUCUCUGUAUUUUUUCGCCUAUCUGGCCUUUGGUUUGGGCACAGGGCUGGCCACUCUCUCCACCAACCUGUACGUGGUGCUGUCUCUCUGCGUCACCUACGGCGUUCUCUUCUCUUCUCUCUGUACGCUGCCUUACUCUCUGCUCUGUGAAUACUACCAGAGCCCGCAGUUCUGCGGCUCCUCAGAGGAUGGGACCAGGCGAGGAAUGGGGGUGGACAUCUCCCUGCUCAGCUGCCAGUACUUCCUGGCACAGAUCCUGGUUUCGGUGGCGAUGGGCCCUCUGACUUCGCUGGUGGGUGGGGCCCAGGGCGUGAUGUACUUUGCAAGUCUGAUGUCAUUUGUGGGGUGCCUGUACUCCUCACUGUGUGUGGUGUACCAUCUGCCACCACCUGAGGGUGAGCCUCCCCAGAGCGAGACGCAGCCACUGCUGGUGCACAUUUAGACCUGAUCUCUCACACACCGGGUCCAAAAUUAACACCCAGGUAACCUUCCUGCAUUGCAACAUCAAUUAAAUCAUGAGGCAGAAUAAUAAAGCUCUUUGAUAUCAGAAUUUAAAAAAAAGAAAUCCAAACAAAUAAAAAGAUCAAUGACUGUCACGCUAUUUUUUUCUCUAGUGGUGAACGUCUUCAGAUGUUUAAACCUUCUUUUUUUUUUCCUUUUAUUGACAGAACUUCAGUGCACUAUGUCUGGACAAAUUUGACCACAAAAUUGUUUGAGGAACAGAAUCACGUUUUUGUAACAGAUUUUGUAGGACACAAACAUUUUUCCUUUUUUAAAAGUACAAAAAAAUAUACAUACAUUGGGGCCCACAAGUCUGGGACUAGAUUAAAGAUUUAUUUCAAAAAAAGAAAACAGAAAGACUUCUUAAGGUUUUUGCAACAUUUUUGUCAAUAUAUGUGUUAUAUAUAUGUAUU